Fonsecaea multimorphosa CBS 102226 is the source of this 330-nucleotide messenger RNA. RefSeq lists its product as uncharacterized. Lineage: Eukaryota; Fungi; Ascomycota; Eurotiomycetes; Chaetothyriales; Herpotrichiellaceae. The transcript has a single exon. The record is from RefSeq and is a predicted model, not a curated record. The coding region runs from base 1 to 330 and encodes 109 amino acids.
AUGACAUCGAAUCAGCCACAACAUUCACAGAAUCCCUCUGCCCAAGAAAAGGACGCAGGUCCGACAUCUUCACCGCCGCUCGCCCUACCAGCACCGCAAGAUGCACCGACUUCAGCGACCGAACCACCGCAGUCUACAUUCAAGCUUGACGCUCUAGGUCCUCUGGUCAUCAAUUCAGACGGCACGCUCUCCAGGAUCCACAAUUGGGCCGAGAUGACCGAGCUGGAGCGCGAACGCACCCUCCGCAUUCUGGGGAAGCGGAAUCAACUCCGACGAGACAACAAGCUCGAUUCAGAGGCGGAGCAUGGCAACACCGAGCCCGGGAAGUAA